GAAGGCUCGCCAACAUUACGGUGCAAACCGAUAUUCGUGUCUCACUCUAGAGCGGACGAAUUGUGCGUUGUGCGCAUGCGUUGAAACCGAGGGUGGGAGUGCGUAGAAACUUAUGUGAUUUGUAGGUUAUUUGGUCAGUAAAGUCAGGAAAUUGUAUCAUUGUAUGUACACAUUUGUCAUACAUACAAUUUGGAAUUAUCAUCUAAUAAAAAUGUCUAAGAGUUGUUAUUUGUGCAAUCGUAAGCCAUCAAAGAAUGAAUACAUUUCUGUACAUGGAUUUCCAAAGAAUCUAACUCUUCGUCAAAAAUGGAAAGAUGCUUGUGGGUUAACCGAGGCAGAUGAUGUAUCUCAUGUUUACAUUUGUUCAGUUCAUUUUGUUUCUGAAAAUUUGAAGAUAACGAAAGUUGCUGGCAAUUCAAGAAUAGUUCUAAAGCCUGGGUCAGUUCCUUCAAUAUGUAUUCCGAAUUCAUCCCGAUUUGAGGUUGUGCCAGCAAGUGACAACAUUAUCGAAGAAAAUGUAACAUCACUAAAUGUCGACUCUUAUUUAUCACCGACGGACUGUGCGCCUAUUCUUCAAGAUGUAGAACAUAUGGAUACAGUUGAUUUUUCUUCAUCAGCUGACUGUGAGCCUUCCUUCCAACAGAAUCUUGAAUUGAAAGAAUUCCAACAGAACUCGAUAGAAACCGAUCAAUCUAAACGUAAUUGUUCUGAUGAAAAUUACGUUAAUACUCCUAAGAAGCGUCGAUUUCAUCAACCACGCUAUAUCUCAGAAAUCACUUCACCUGAUUUUGCCACUCCAAGAAGAGCUCGACGAACUUUAAAGUUCAUAAAAGACAAGGAGCAAGAGAGGUUAAAAAAAAUUAAAUACUUGCAAAACAUCAACAGAAAUCAGAGGAAACGUAUCACCUCUUUAAAAGAUAUGAUUAAACAUUUACAUGAUAAAGGAUUGAUGUCCCACGAAGCAGGAGAUUCAUUAACGGUAACAUAAUCCCAUUCAAAUCACAUUCCGAUUAUUGCAAUUGUAUAUAAAAGAUGCUUCUAAUUUUACGUUUAGGGCUUAGACACAAUGAGAAAAGUAAGGAAUAAGAUAAAGAAAUAAGGAAUAAGGCAUGUUGCAUCUCACUUUAAUGUAUGUGUACUGAAGUUCCCUUAUUCCUUAUUCCUUUAUCUUAUUCCUUAUUUUUCUCAUUGUGUCUGAGCCCUUACACGGCCCAAUUUACGCCGAUCAAGUUAUAGCAUCGAUGUUGGAACAUCUUGAUCGGCGUAAAUCGUAGUCGUAUACUACGUUUACGCGAGCGUUACUUCUGUAGUAACUUACGAUAAUUCAC
Temnothorax curvispinosus is the source of this 1328-nucleotide messenger RNA. RefSeq lists its product as uncharacterized. Gene Ontology annotation, molecular function: sequence-specific DNA binding. The record is from RefSeq and is a predicted model, not a curated record. NCBI's taxonomy places the organism in Eukaryota, Metazoa, Arthropoda, Insecta, Hymenoptera, Formicidae. The coding region runs from base 164 to 988 and encodes 274 amino acids. The transcript has 3 exons.